Prorocentrum cordatum is the source of this 2808-nucleotide messenger RNA. Lineage: Eukaryota; Dinophyceae; Prorocentrales; Prorocentraceae. The record is from the annotation of a GenBank genome assembly.
AUGGCGGCUUGGGCGUCGACGCCCAGCAUUGGCCCUGGAGCCAUGCUCGCGUGGGCUCAGGCCAAGCUGAACGACCUCACCUCUGCCUGCGCGUGCCCGCAAACAGACGGCUUCUGCGCCAACGAGUUCUGCGAUGUGGAGGGGGAUCAGGACAAUCCCCACAUCGAGAGAUUCAACCGUGCCGCAGAGGCAGUCGAGGAUCCAUCGCAGCUCAGGACGCCGAGGACCGCUGCCACCGGUUGUGGCGUUCCAUCGCCGAAGAGCCCUUGGCCACACCGGCAGUCCAGCACUGGCAGCGCCUUCACGGACGUGAGCGAACCCGCGGCGGCGACUCCGCCCCGGGCGGCGUUGUCGGCCGCGCGGCCGUCGAGCUGGGCUGCGGUCGCGGCCCCGGGCGGCGGGAAGCGGCCGUGCGCCCGGGAGCGGGCCGCCUCCAUCGAGCGCCGGGCCAGGGAGAAGGAUGGUGCGAAGCACGCUGCUGAUGAGGCGGCGCUGCGCUUGGCCGAGGACGCGGCGCGGCUUGCGGCCGAGGAGACGGCACGGCGCACAGCGGAGGAGACGGCGCGGCGUUUGGCCGAGGACGCGGCGCGGCUUGCUGCCGAGGAGGCGACGCGGCGCACAACGGCGGAAAAGGAGGAAGAGGUGCGGCGCUUGGCCGAGGAGGCGGCGCGGCGCACACUGGAAGAGCAGGAGGAUGCUCGGCAGGCGGCCGAGGACGAGGCGCGUCUUGCGGCCGAGGCCGCGGCGCGGCUUGCGGCCGAGGAGAGAGCGCGGCUUGAGGCCGAGGAGUCGGCGCGGCUUGCGGCCGAGGAGUCGGCGCGGCUUGCCUCGGCGGAGGAGGCCGCGCGUCUUGCGGCCGAGGCCGCGGCGCGGCUUGCGGCCGAGGAGAGAGCACGGCACGCGGCCGAGGAGGCGGCGCAGCGGCGUGCGGCGGAGGACGUGGCCCGCCGCCUCCUGGAGGGCAUCGCCCGCCGCGUGGCGGAGGAGGUUGCCGCGGCCCAGCUCGCCGCCGUGGCCGCGGAGGGCGAGGCGGCCGUUCUGGAGAGGGCCGCCCGCGCCACGGAGGAGGGCGAGAGCUGGUCACUGGAGGACUCGGUGCGCCACUUGCGGAUAGGCAGCGGCGACUCCUUGCAUGUGAACGCGGAGGCUGUCGUAUAUCACCUUCCCGACCGAGAUCCUGCCAGCGGGACGCCCGACUUCCGGCCAGUCGUGUCCGACGGGACGCAGGCCUCAACUUCGCCGUGUUAUUUCUUCGACCAGGCCAGUUCUCCCAAGGAGGAGGCCGCCAGCGCCGGGCCAGCUGCGGCGCCGGCGCCAGACAUCGUAGCCACGCACCUGCCCGACCAAGAUCCGGACCUCACGAUGGACCUGUCUCUGACCCCGCCCUGCGACGCUGCCGCGGCGCUGGCGACACCAGUGCCGCAGCGUCCCGUCGUCGCCACUGCGGCCAGCGACUCGGAGGCCAGCACGGCUUCGGUCGAAUCCGGUGGGCUGCAGCCCUUGGAGGCUGCCUCGGCAACCUCGGCGGAGGUCAGCGCCGCCCCCGGCUCCGCGCGUCGGGCGUCCCCCCUGGAGCGGAAGCUGGGGGCGGCAGGGUUCAGAUGGGCGGAGGCGGCGGGGGAUGCCACUGGCAGCAAGCCCAGCCCGCGCACGCAGCAAGGCAGCAUCCAGGAGCGGAUGAAGGCCUACCAGUCGGCGGCCGCAUCGGCGCCGCAGUCGCCGCCCACGUUGGGCGGCUCCUCGGCGCCUGGGUCGGCGAGGUGCCCAGUGCCAUCAGCAAGAAGGCUGGGCGUGGUGGCCGCCGCGAAGGAGCUCGUGGAGAAGCAGCAGCAGGAGCAGGAGCAGCAGCAGCUACACGCGGCCGAGAAGUCUAGGUCGCGGAGGUCGCCAAGCCCCGCGCGGCAGCCCUCCAAGGUGUCAUGGGUGCUCUCAGGCGUGAUGGAGCAAAGGGUGCUGAAGACGGGCCUUCUCAGACUACACCGCAUGCUCUGCAGCGACGGGCAAGCAAGCGAGUUAGAGCUGCCCUCCUGUGCUGACGGCUCCGCCAAGGUGCGCCAGGGCAAGAAUUUCUUGCUGCGUCUGCUAGGCGACCAGCUGGAGUUCAAGAGCUGCUCUCAGAGCGACGUUUCCUCGGCCCAGGCUGACCUGCGACACCUGACGUCGGAACAGCUGCUGCGCAUCCGCGCACAGACACUGGACUUCGCCACCCAGUCCUCGAGCCACAGCGCACACCUCAGCUUCCUAGAGAUGGUUGACAGGCAGCUCUUCGCAAAGUUCGCGAGGCGGUGCCUGCCCGCGGGCGUUGCCGAGGAUGCGAGGCUGGAGGUGCUACACGCGGCCGGAUUGCGGAUUGUGCUGGUGUUGGGCGCGGAGGAGCUGCUGGCCACCGGCUGGGGUCGGCAGGCGGACCCAGCAGCGGAGCCGCUGCCGAUGCCGUCCUGCUGGGUGCUGCCGCUGGUGCCAGCGGACUGGCCGGGGGAGUGCCAGAUGGCCGCCUUCAGCAGCGCCCGCUUGAGGCUGGAGGCGCUGCCCGGCGAGCGGCCAGAUCUCUCAGGGCAGGUGGCGCCGGGCGAGCGCGUGGCGCUGGUCUGCGACCGGAGCUCGGGCCAGGGGGUCAAUAGAGUGCUUCACUGGGAGAUCUCGGCGCUCGACCCUACCGUUGAGGACGUCAUCGACGAGCUGGCGCAGCAAGGCAGUACCAACGCCAGGCAGGAGCAGAGCAAGUCCCUCGCGAAUGAGCUCUCGGCCGCGCUCGCCAGGCGACCGCGGCCCCCGGAGGCGGCCGCCAAGAUCGUGCCGAGGCAGUGA